Messenger RNA from Dioscorea cayenensis subsp. rotundata (Guinea yam), 1705 nucleotides. Its product is annotated as actin-related protein 8. The record is from RefSeq and is a predicted model, not a curated record. NCBI's taxonomy places the organism in Eukaryota, Viridiplantae, Streptophyta, Magnoliopsida, Dioscoreales, Dioscoreaceae. The transcript is spliced from 12 exons. Gene Ontology annotation, molecular function: protein binding. Bases 87 to 1526 code for a protein of 479 amino acids.
UAUCACCAUCGGUUCCAAUUGCGCCAAGUGUCCGCCAAACUUCUCGAAACCCUCGAAACCCCAAUCCAAUCCGUGGAUCUCGAUCCAUGGCGGCGCUUCUCAAGAAGGUCUUCGGUGCCGUCCUCACCCGCUCCUCCUCCUCCUCUACCUUGAGUUCUCCUCGCACGGCUUCGGAUUCCGAUGAUGCUGCAAUCGAUGACGGCGCUUCCAUGGGUGCCUUUGAUCGGAUCCCGACCGAUGUUAUUAUGCAGAUUCUUAGGCUUCUCGGGCCGAAAGAGGCAGCGAGGGCUUGCGUUGUUUGCAGGGCGUGGAGGUUCUUGGCUGCUGAUAACCGGCUCUGGAUCUUUUUCCUUCAGAGUGGGAGGGAGCCAUAUGAUACUGUUGUAUUCUCUGAGACUCACUUGAGAUCCGGCUUCCCUUUGAAGAUGUAUUUUGAUCACACCCCACAAUUAUCAUUCAUGCAAAUUUAUGUGCAGCGGGAGAAAGUUCCUGGUUCCAUAAUUAUUGAUGGUGGAUCAGGUUAUUGUAAAUAUGGUUGGAGCAAAUACGCAUCUCCGUCUGGCCGUUGUGCGACAUUUUUGGAGUUUGGUAGCAUUGAAUCUCCCAUGUACCCUAGACUUCGACAUUUUUUCUCAACAAUUUGUAGCAGGAUGCAGGUGAAGCCAGCAUCUCAACCGAUUAUUGUGUCCAUCCCUAUCUGUCAUUCUGAUGAUACUGAAUCAGCCAGGGCAUCUCGAAGGCAAUUGAGGGAGACAAUCUGCUCAGUACUGUUUGAUAUGAAUGCUCCUGCUGUUUGUGCAAUUGAUCAAGCUGUUUUGGCUCUGUAUGCUGCGAGGCGCACUUCUGGGAUUGUUGUAAAUAUCGGUUUCCAUGUUACCUCUGUUGUACCAAUUCUUCGAGGUAAGGUGAUGCAUGAUGUGGGUGUUGAAAUUGUGGGGCAAGGAGCUCGGAAAGUUACAGGGUUUCUCAAGGAGCUCAUGCAGCAAAGAAAUAUAAAUUUUGAGUCGCUGUACACUGUUCGAACAAUUAAGGAGAAACUAUGCUAUGUAGCCGCUGAUUAUGAUGCAGAACUUCGUAAACAAGCCCAAGCAUCAUGUGAAGUUGCUGGUGAAGGAUGCUUCACUCUCUCAAAUGAGCGUUUUAAAGCUCCUGAAAUUCUUUUCCAACCUCAACUUGGAGGAAUGCGUGCAAUGGGCUUACAUCAAGCUGUUGCUCUUUGUAUGGAUCAUUGUGCUGAAGCAGAAGUUGGAAGUGAUGAUGGAUGGUUUAAAACAAUUGUUCUAGCAGGUGGAACAUCAUGCUUACCCGGAUUGCCAGAGAGGUUAGAAAAGGAGCUCCACAAGAUCUUUCCACCACCCAUGUCAGAUGGGAUCAAAGUCAUUCCACCUACAUAUGGAGUUGAUUCUGCUUGGUUUGGAGCAAAGAUAGUCAGUAAUGUCAGCACCUUCUUGGAGGCAUGGUGCAUAACCAAGAAGCAGUUCCGUCAGAAGUUCCGGCGUACUGCACCAUUAAUCAAUUCAUGGUGACAUAUCUCCGACUUCCCCGGUAUUCAUUCUCAUCCUGCCUACAGUUUUCCAGAUAGCCAGAGGUGUGAAAUGCAAUGCCGGAGAUUGUCCAUCAAGCAGCAGUCCAUAUCUUUCCAUUUUUUUUUUUUCUUAUAUAUAUAUAUACAUUGUUGAAAAGGCUCUGAAUAAAUUCCAAAUUA